This is a messenger RNA of Megachile rotundata (alfalfa leafcutting bee), 7165 nucleotides long. RefSeq names its product sorting nexin 27. The record is from RefSeq and is a predicted model, not a curated record. Gene Ontology annotation, cellular component: early endosome. NCBI's taxonomy places the organism in Eukaryota, Metazoa, Arthropoda, Insecta, Hymenoptera, Megachilidae. Gene Ontology annotation, molecular function: hydrolase activity, hydrolyzing O-glycosyl compounds; phosphatidylinositol-3-phosphate binding; protein binding. Gene Ontology annotation, biological process: carbohydrate metabolic process; signal transduction; endocytic recycling.
ACGUUAAAAACGUGUUUGGUGCAUAAUAGAAAGGAUAUCGUUUCAUCGAACGUUUCACUUAUUUUUUCUAGCCGAAAAUCUUUCAUUACUGUUACUUCUUUUUGUCUUAAUGCGAUUAUACGGGAAACACCACUCUAAUUCAUAUCAGACUCUUGCUUGAUCGACGUUACAGAUAUGUACCGUUAAGCGUUGGUCGUACGCGAAUUGUAUCGUUGUAAAGUUCUUUUUGUCUCCGAAAGAUACGCGAGUUAAUUCGAUAGAUAAAUACGUUAAGCGAGAAUAAACGUUGUAAUUUUCAUUGAUAAUGCGAUACCUUAGUUGAAAAGACACUGCAUCGUUAUCUCGAUUACGAUAUCGUUGCUGCAUCACGCUGAACACCAGCCUAGAUUAGUCUAUCUUUUGGCCUAUCGUUCGUUGCGCAUAGUCUGCAUCGAGGAUCUUGUGCAAGAGCAAACGUUCCUCUUUACUAGCCUAAUAGAUACCGCAAAUUUUUGUUCUUUGAGUCUGUACGAAUGAAUGAACUUAAGAAAGAAGUAUUAUCGUUUAAGUCGUUGAUUUUUCCUUUGCUUCGACACCCUGUACACUCGUUUUUCCGUAUCUCCUAUCAGCCUCAUCGAUUUUCGCUCCAGGGAAUCCUGGCAGUACAGCAGCUCGCGUUAUUCGCGCGGAAGCAGAGGAUAACGCGACAAUUAUUUUGUGUCCAGAACUAUAUAUAUUUUUACUGUUACGCGGAGGCAGAGAUACGUAAAGAUUAAGUUGUUCUCGAUAGCGUACGAGUCGUGAAUGCGUUACGGGAGUUGUAAGAUCGCGAUUAAACUUAAAAGAAAACAUAGCUGUGCUUAGUCGAAAUGCUACUUUCCAAUCGUUGAAUUUAAUAGACACUUCAUUAUCCUGCAUCGUACGAAAUACCUUCGUAAACAUUCGUAAACGCUCGUUUAAGGAUAACUUAGGAUAAUGGGAUUUAACGGAGAUGAGCGUUAAAAUCCUACCAAUUAUAAGACUUAAGAUGAAAACGUUAAUGAGAAAACACCAGUUAGAUCGCCAUAACGAGGAAUAAGAAUAAUACUCAGUGACACUAUUAAGAGAGAUGCUGAUAAUAAGAAGAUAAAACAGAAAUAUAUAUAUAUAUUAUAUUAUAUUAUAUAUAUAUGAAUAAUUCUAGCGUCUUUAAUGUCAGCGAGAGCACUGACAAACUUUUAAAAAGUAUCCUGGCCUGCUCGUCGGUCGAACAGCGAAUUCUUUGGAACGAAGUUCUUCCGCAUUUAUUAUAACCCUUAUUUUUCUCGUGAUUAAGUUUCUCGAUGAUUUUGUGAUGUUCGUUCCAAACGAUUCGCGGGGUCAUUAAAAGAAACGCGAGAGAAGUCUCGGCAGAUAAUAAUUAUAGAGAUAGAUGUAUAACUAUCGUUAAUGUUUUUAAACUUUAUUCAGAAUGAAUCGUACGUGAUUUUUGAGGGAGCAGAGGCCGAAUGGUUUAUUGUAAGAGCGGUUAACGAUGACGUUGAUGAUAGAGUUACAGAGUAUCAUUAAAAAAAUACUGUAAAAAUAAUGAGGGCUUCGAGUCGAACGAGCUUAAAUUACACAAGGACGUCUGAGAAGUUACUCUUCAAUAAACUACCAGUUUUCAAAUUCUCAAUAAUCGAAGUUUCAAAUUUUGUAUCAGACACGGAAGUUUUCAUUGUUUUUACGUCAGUCUAUGAUGCAAUGAACACCUAUUCUGAUCGGUAACGAUUCUUGUUCGAUCUCUCUAUCGUGGGAACUGUGCAAAACGGUCUGUAAAUUAUUGUUAAAAAAAAAGGAAAUAGUUCGCACCGUUAAUGAACGACGAAGGUGGGCCUUCGGUUCCUUUUCUUUUUCGUCCGUAGAUCUGCAUCGUAAAAAAUUGCAUACUUUACUCACAGCGAUUCGUAACUUUGCCAAUACACUUCCAUCGAUAGGUGGUUAAAAGGAAAUUAGCCGCGCGAAUGCUUGGCUAAGUUUUGAACGCGGAGUUCUGCAUGCGGUUAAACGCGUGAAAUACCGAGCAAGUAUUAAAUUACCGUAAGUAGAUUUUAGCCGAAGGUCGCAUCGAUUGGCAGAGACGGCUGUAAGAUUUUCACGACUUUUUGUGAUGUAUUAUUCCAUUAAUCGAUGAAGUAAUUACAUAAUUAAUACAUCCUGAUGUCAUGCCGAGCGUCUGUCGAAGUAGGUCCGAGUUUUGCGGCAAUAUCUUUGGCGAAGUUAUUACCGUUAUUAUAAGUAGAAAAUAUCGAUUAGAGAGAGCGUUAAGGAAAAAGAAUAUAUACGUCCAAGUUGUAUCGCUCUGAUGCACCAGUUUGUAACGUUUAUAAGGGUGCAUCCCGAGAUGAAAAGUUUUUCCCCUCCAGAAAAUGUUAUCGGGCGUGUAUUUAUUUAAAUCGUAUUGUACCAUGUUAACUCUUAACGAUGCGUUAAUAUAUUUAUGCGAUUGUCGUCCAAUAGUAUUUUUGUAUCAAAAGAGAAGUUUGUUCUGUUCUGAGCAAGCGGUACACAGGUUCGAUUAAUUAUUAAUUACUUCAUUAACAAGACGGUCGAAUUGGAUGACAAAUUAGCUAGUAUAAUUUAAUUAUUGUUACAGUAAGACCAUAUCAUUACGAGUUAACUCUCUCCCUUUAGACGUUAAUUAAAACUAUUAUGUGUAAUCGUAGGCCGUAAAUAACAAAUGCUCCAAUUUAUCGCGUGAUAUCAGUUUGCGAUUUUUCUUGUAAAACUGGUAUGUCGGAUUAGCGAUGGUAUUGUUCGAUUUGUUUUCGAAUCAUUAAAAAGUCGGGGAAAAUAAAAGAGAUGCAGAGGACAAUGUAAUUUGUUUCUCUCUCAAGCCCACACCUACUCAAACAAAAAUACGCUCGUUAUGCUUGCGUUCAAAAGGGGAUUUUUCUCUGCGAUGCACGCGACUCGAUAACCAGCAAAUUAUUUAUUUCGCGUUGAUACACAAUGUCACUUAUGUAAUAAAUUGUCUCGUGAUUUUGCGCAUUGUAACGAGUAUCCGCAACAAUAUACUUCCUGCUCAAAUCGUAUCGUACAAGCUUCAGUUCAAUCCUCUUUGCUACGUUUUUCAUCGAGGAAAAGGGAUUUUUUUCUGAAACUAACAAGUGUUAUCCGUUCGAAUUCAGAAAUACUUUGAACGCAAACCUUCAAGAUCGCAAAGUAUCAUCUGGAUCGUGGUAAAUACUUGGUCACGCGCUCCGAUUUGGUCACUCGCGGGAUUUAUCGAUAUCGGUCGUCCGUAGGCGGAAAGAGGGACGUAUCUUGUACAUAUGUACAAGUAUGCGGUCUCCGUUUCGUUGUCAGAGUGAAUCGGCGUGCAAAUCUGUUGUAGUAUGUGUGUCCGAGUAUGUGUGUGUGUGUGCAAGAGUUACCGAUACAUUGAACGCGGUCUCAGAAGAUAUCGCUAAGUGGUUGCCGAUAUAAGGAACGGAAGAUCAGUCUAAAACCACCUGUCUUCGAAGGUGGAGGUUCUCUCGGUUAAGUCCUGUGCCUUCGAACUUUGAAAUCUUGCAAAUUAGCUCGGCUUUGGCGGUUCCACUAUGGACAAAUUCAAGAGGAAACGGAAGAGGAACGACGGCCAAAAGAAAGUACUGCUCUCCAUCGUCGAUCCCUGGGACGUCAGAGUGGCCAGUGUCGAUCCAAUCAGCUUGGCCGAGCGACGAGGCGUUUCUUUGUCGAUCUUACCAUCGCAAUUGAACGGGAACACCGUGAAGGAAACACUGUACCCAGGUAGAAUAGUCAAGUUACCGUCACCCUGGUACAAACCGACAUACAGCAACGUGCUCGAUCCCGCUAAUGGCGCCGUGAAGAAGAGCUCCUCCGAGUCUGCUUGGGUGGAUCCUUGGCGUUGUUCCAACAGGCCAAUCGAAGCACGAUCCAGCUCACCGGAAACGUGGACGAAGUCGAGAAACGGGAGUGAACAGAGUGGCCUCCGGAACGUCCAGACCAUUCCGGAUGGCAAUGGAUUAAUCGUCGUGACGCCGGAAAUCGCGCGUAAUAAUUUCGAUCACGAGCACGCUGGAACAGUUGCCAGAGUGCGUUUCGAGAACGAAGAUCGACCGAGGAGCUCCACUUGGACGUCGCCCGACGAAAACAUAACGGGAAAAAGUAAUUUGUACGCGACGAAAUCGAGCCUUUUGCCGAGCGUGAGUUAUUUUGAAAACGGUUCGCCGCCAGAAAAAGCGAGGCUGGUCGAUGACGAAGAAGAGAAGAAGCGCUACAAAAUUACCGAAGACGCGAGAUCCUUCGAGGACAAAGAAUUAGUGAAUGUCGUGCAAAAUUUGGUGACGUCAAGAUACAGCCCUGUUCUUACCUGCGCCAAAAAAAGAUUACGCAGAAAAACGCCAUGCCGUCGACGCAGAUCUCGCGAAGAAACGAUCACAGUAGACACGAAGGAACGUAACGGAAUACCUGUUACGCGGAGGGACAAAAUUACGGAAAUUAGCAACGGAACUAAAGAAACGAGCCUCAGUGCAUCACGCAUACGAAAAACGUCUAUCUCGAUGCCGACAAAUCUGGACGAAAUGGAGGCCCUACGGAUCGAUAGGCCGAAGGGAACCGCUUCGAAGUUCAACAGAUCGGAGAGCGACGACAGCAGCAGCGUGACGUUCAGCAACAGCGGUUCGACGCCCAAUGGAAGUCCGCUCGGCUCCGAAACCGAGGAAGAAGCGAACGACGAAGAGUUGGCCAAAGUACCGUUGCAAGCUCCACCUCGAAGAAAAAGCAGAGCCAUAUCGCCAAUGAUGAAUCAAAAGCUAGGAAACGAUCCGAUGGAGCUCACCGGCGGCCAGAGCGCAAAUUCCACGAUAACGAGCGUUAAUAGCAUUAGUAGCUUGCUCAAGGAGAAACUUCAGUUGUCCAUACCUCAAGCUCUACGAAGCAGCAAGAAGAGGCAGAACGCUGACUAUAGACUUCGAGCUUUCGUUGGAAUCCUCUUUCUCUGCGUCGUGUUCCUCGUGGGAUUCGCCCACAUUUAUUACACUCAACAUGUCCUCCAGCGAGCCUACUUUGACAAAUUCAGAUUUAACAAAAACGUCAGGGUGAUGCACGUGUACAGUAACACCGGUGCGGAAGUGAUCGCAGCACGCCUAGGAGAAGGCAUACCCCCCGACACCGGUGUGUUUCCGUGCCUACCUCAUCACCAAAAGCAGGACUCCGUUUGUCUGGAGUGGCUUCAACAAGCUCGUUUGUACCUCGCCCACACGAAACACUCGGACAUGAACUGUUACCACGUAACGUGGAAGAGCCUCAAUUCUUACUACAAUCCCAAAGAUUGCUUCGAUUGGUCUCCGAAAAGGGGACACUGGUACGGUGCUGGCCAAAUACAGAACAUGCCUUAUCCACUGGAACGCGGACGUCUUGACUUGAGCCCUUUUAUCACCGGUGACAUCACCAAGCAUCCUUUUGGCAACGUGCUAAAGAGAUACUUCUUGAACUCCAAAGGGGCCACGAUACUGGUUGAUCCGGAAACGCCUCUUUACGUGUCCAUCAACGCCAACAGAAGCAACGACUUCUGUUUGCAAGCCAAACACGACGCGUUCGCCUACAUCAAUCACUUGACGCAAUUGCCGCAACUGAAUUACACGAUUUGCGCCACGGACAACAUGAAGAACUUGCACUCCUCCAUGGCGGAGAAGUCGUUGUGGGACGGACUAAAGCCGGACGAGCUGCACGCGGUUCACUCGUUGCUCUCCGAGCCUGUGUGGCAAAUUUCGCCGAUCAACGAAGCCGCGGUUUACAAUUAUACCGAGGACGUGAUAGCUUUAGGUUUCCUGCGACAGGGUCACGUCCUUCUGAGCGAGGAGUGGCAACCUAGUCCUGGCGAUUUCGUGUUGGACGAGGAACGAUUUCCCUCGAUGGAGGAAACCAUUAACAUCAUCCACCGUCGAGGAUUUAGGAUCGUGUUCACCAUACAGCCGUUCAUAUCCACGGAGUCCGUAAACUUCAAAGACGCGGUAUCGAACAGACUGUUGAUCUCUGAAAGAGGAAGCGACCCUAGAAUCCCUGCAUUGACCAGAUACAAGCAGAGUAACAGCGUCGGAGUUGUAGACAUCACAAACAACAAAACUUUGCCUUGGCUGCAGUCCAAGUUGGAAAGCUUGAUUAUGAAGUACCACGUAGACUCGUUCUACCUUGAUCUGGGCACCGCUCAAGACAUGCCGCACUAUUACAAAUGCGAGCAACCGUUGACUAAUCCGGAUCAUUACAAAACGAUAUUCACGAAAGCGAUUUUGGGAUCCGUGCCAGUGAUCGGAGUCUCCGGCGCGAUCUCCAGACCGAGAGCCCCAGUCUUUGUGUCUCUUCCGCCGUUCUCGUCGUCUUGGAAGGCGAUCAAAACCGUUAUUCCGACCGUUUUAACUUAUGGAAUGAUAGGCUAUCCGUUUAUUAUGCCAGGUGCUGUUGGCGGAGACGUGGCUUUACCCAUGUCCGACAAUAAUCCGGACAACGAUUUCGAAGUGAGCUUGCCGGAUAAAGAACUGUAUGUCAGAUGGCUACAACUGUCCACGUUCCUGCCGGUAAUUCGUUUCACUCAUCUGCCCAGCAAGUACUCGGACGAGUCCGUGUUAGAGAUAGCCAAGAGGCUGACUACUCUUCGACAGAAGACCGUGACUCCGUUGCUGAAGAAAUACGCGAAAGAAACUUUGGACACUGGUCUACCGAUAAUCAGACCGCUGUGGAUGCUCGAUCCGGCUGAUCCAGCCUGUCACGUAGUCGUGGACGAGUUCUCCGUCGGUGAAGAACUUAUAGUAGCGCCGGUACUCUAUUCUGGUAGCAGGCAGAGAGAAGUUUAUUUACCUGCCGGUGUGUGGAGGGACGGAAUCGACGGUAGUCUCAGAAAAGGAUCGAGAUGGAUUCACAAUUACAGAGUGGCGGAAGACAAAGUUGCUUAUUUCGUGAAAAUGCCGGAUAACACGAGAUUUUAAUCGUCGACUUAAAUGCAUUUUAUGCGAAACGAAAAUAUAAUCUUUCCUGUCGUAGAUACCUUUCAAAGAAAUACCACGUACAAAACGCAGGAAGCAUUUGUCAAUAAAUCGUCCAUAAUUUUAAACUACAACUAUUUUUGUAGGGAUUGAAAAUCUUUAGGGCAGAGUCCAAAUAUUUUAACUCUCUGAGAGUAGUAUUUAUUUUAUUGUAUAAGAAAAUAUAUAUUUAUUUUACUUGA